Molecule: messenger RNA, 1639 nt
Organism: Bursaphelenchus okinawaensis
Lineage: Eukaryota; Metazoa; Nematoda; Chromadorea; Rhabditida; Aphelenchoididae
Source: the annotation of a GenBank genome assembly
AUGGUUCCACGGCCAGUUGGCCAUUGUUUGUAUGGCGUACUAGGCGUCUCAAAAACUGCUGAUGAAACAGAAAUUAAAAAAGCGUACGUUUUAAAAAUUGAAUCUGUACUUUAUGACACCCCUCUGUAAUUAUUGAGCAAACGGGAGAAUAAAACAGUUAAACGUUUUAAGCAGAGUUCCCAAAUUUCAAAUUUCCAGCUUCGGCUCCAGCUCCAGCUCCGGCUCCGUUUUUUUUUAAAUUUUAGCUCCGGCUCCGGAGCCCGUGGGAACUCUGGUUUUAACACAAAAAGUAACACACAUUUGUAUGAGCCGAAUCACCGUAUGCACAAAAAACAUUUUUUCUUCUUGAACUUUAACGUUUGUCCUUGGAUGUGGUGUUAAUUAUCUUUCACUUAAGGAGAUGUACACAUCUUAUUAGAAUAAGUUUUAGAUACUACAAAUUGGCUUUAAAAUGGCAUCCAGACAAACAUCCAGAGGAAGAUCGUGAAGUUGCGGAAAAGAAGUUUAAACAAAUUGCUCAAGCUUACGAAAUACUGUCAGAUGGUAAGUUUUAACCAGCUUUAUCACUGUUGUUAAUUUUUAUAAGUGUUACCGGAAUCGCAUUUUCAAUCGUUUUUUGUUGUUGUGUAGACCGGGUGUGCUUUUAAAAAGUUGUCUAUUUUUUAGAAAGUCAUCGUUUGGAAUACGAUCGUGGGGAUCUGCAACGGAACAGACCACAUCACAGAAGACGCUCGGCAAGCCAGACACCAAGUUAUGCUACACGAUCGCCUUUUGAUGUGUUCCGAGAGUUUUUUGGUGGCAGAUUUAAUGACCCCAUGUUUAGACCCUUUAUGCAAUUCGACAUGAAUUAUCCUUUUACGAAUAGAGGUACAUUUUAAAAAAUUUGUUACGUUUUAGGAAGUAAUAUAUAGUGGAACUCCUGUAUAACGAAUUGCUUGGGGAUUCAAAAAUUUUUCAUCAUGAAGGAGUUUUGGUAUAGAGGUUUUAAAUUCACUGUGUAUUGGUCUCCGGGGAUUUAAGAGAUGUUUGUUAUACGGAAAUUUUGUUAUAGAGGAGUACUUUUUAAAGGAGUCCCACUGUGUUGUAAAAUUGUGCAUUUUUAGGAGGACGGCCUUACCCUAAAAACAUUUUCAACUGUCACGCUAAGUCCUUCGACGGCGCUUUUAAUAAGGAAAAAGAUGAAAACGACUGGUAGGUCUGGUGCUAUAAUGUUAAGUUGUCUCAUAAUAUUUAUAUGAAGGAAGUUUACAAGCUUCCUUUUUAAUAAUAGGUGUUAGGCGGAUUUCAUGUUUACGUUGAGAUUGCGUGUCAAUUUAAAAAAAUGAAGAAUUAGUAAAUUAGGAUAAUAAAGUUUUACAGUGAAUUUUCAUCAGUUAUUCGAUUCAGUGCAAGUGACUUACCAGGAAAAGGAAUGAAGAAAACGACAACUAGCGUUCGUGUUGUAGACGGAAAGAAAAUUGUUACUACAAAGUAAGGUUUUAAAACUUAAUAUAACUAAAACGUCUUAAAUAAAUAAUAAUUUAUAAAAGAAUUUGUUUGAAGGACAGAAGACAAUGGCAAGGAAACCGUAGAAGUUUCCGAAGACGGAAUCGUUAAGUCCAGAAUUGUUAAUGGCAGUCCGGUAGAAGUGGCUGCUUAA